AAUUUAGUUAUCUCAGAUUAUGAUGAAGAAGUUAUAGAAAUAGAACCUGAAAGUGAUGAUGAGGAUAUCAUAUUAAACUAUUCAACUCCUGAUAUUAAAAGCAGUGAAGAAGAAAUAUUUGAGGAUAUUGGAAAUUAUGAUAAAAGAUUUA
Cetraspora pellucida is the source of this 151-nucleotide messenger RNA. Lineage: Eukaryota; Fungi; Glomeromycota; Glomeromycetes; Diversisporales; Gigasporaceae. The record is from the annotation of a GenBank genome assembly.